This is a messenger RNA of Acanthosepion pharaonis, 705 nucleotides long. The record is from the annotation of a GenBank genome assembly. Lineage: Eukaryota; Metazoa; Mollusca; Cephalopoda; Sepiida; Sepiidae.
AUGACCACUCUCCUUUGCCAUCUCCUCCUCUUACUUUUCUUCUCACUAUUCUGUUUCUCUUUCUUUCUUUCUUUCUUUUUUUCUUUCUCUCCGUUUUCUCUUAAUGCAUUUUGCACCGCUCUGGACACCACACCGCUCCAUCUCUCUCUCUCUCUCUCUCUCUCUCUCUUCUUUCUUCCUCUCUCUCUCUCUUUCUCAGAUACUGCCCUUACAGAAUAUGGCUGGUCGUCCCUGGCAAUCCCUCUCUCUCUCUCUCUCUCUCUUCCUCUCUCUCUGUCUUCCUCUCUUCCUCUCUCUCUCUCUCUCUCUCUCUCUCUCUCUCUCAGAUACUGCCCUUACAGAGUCAGCCACCAUAAUUUCAGUUCACGUUUUAAUGUCACCAUACAAAGACAUGGCUGGUCGUGCCUCCCUCUCUCUCUCUCUCUCUCUCUGUCUUCCUCUCUCUGUCUUCCUCUCUUCCUCUCUCUCUCUCUCUCUCUCUCUCUCUCUCUCUCUCUCUCUCUCUCUCUCAGAUACUGCCCCCUUACAGAGUCAGCCACCAUAAUUUCAGUUCACGUUUUAAUGUCACCAUACAAAAGAUAUGGCUGGUCGUCCCUGGCAAUCCCUCUCUCUCUCUCUCUCUUCCUCUCUCUCUGUCUUCCUCUCUUCCUCUCUCUCUCUCUCUCUCUCUCUCAGAUACUGUCCUUACAGAGUCAGCCACCAUAA